This is a messenger RNA of Trichoderma reesei QM6a, 1686 nucleotides long. RefSeq lists its product as uncharacterized. Lineage: Eukaryota; Fungi; Ascomycota; Sordariomycetes; Hypocreales; Hypocreaceae. Bases 1 to 1686 code for a protein of 561 amino acids. The transcript has 2 exons. The record is from RefSeq and is a predicted model, not a curated record.
AUGUCUGGACACUGGUCGAUAGGCGUGUGCGCCUUGGCUCUCCUUCUCCUGAGCAGCCUGUCUCCUGCAAGUGCCGCAGCCGUCCACCACCAGAACGCCCCCUCGGCUCACACUGUGAAUGGGACUUAUACUGGUCUCAGUCUCGAGUCCUUUAACCAAGAGGCCUUUUAUGGCAUACCCUUUGCAAUACCUCCAUUAGGAGAUCUAAGGCUGCGCUACCCAGUGCCGUACAACCAGUCAUGGAGGGGCUCCCGUAAUGCCACUGUUCGAUCCGACUCGUGCCCCGGCUUCGACAAACCCUUUGCCCAGGGCUUCGCCGACGGCCUCACAAUGAGCGAGAACUGCCUCACCCUUGACAUAGUAAGGCCUGCCAAUGUCAAGCCAGGAGACAACCUCCCCGUCUUCUUCUGGAUAUACGGCGGUGGUUUCAAGGCAGGCGGGUCAGCCGACCCGCGCUACAACACGUCCUUCAUGGUGCGCAACUCGAUGGAGAUGAAGAAGCCCAUCAUUGCCGUUGUGCCCAACUAUCGCACAGGGGCUUUUGGCCUGCUAGCCUCCAAAGAGGUCGCGGCAGCGGGCGUAGGCAACAUUGCCCUCUUCGACCAGCGGCUGGCAAUGGAGUGGGUGUCUGAGAACAUCCGCGCGUUCGGCGGUGAUCCCACCAAGGUCACUAUUGCUGGUGAGAGCGCGGGAGGCUCCUCGGCUGGAUACCAUCUGGUGGCUUUUGGGGGGAAGAAUAAUGGCCUCUUCAGGAGUGCCAUUUUGGAAAGCUCGAGCUUGCUUGGUGCUACGAGUGAGUCUUGGUGGUACGACAACAUCACGACAACGGUCGGCUGCAACACCGCCGCAGACUCCCUGGCCUGCCUCCGCACCGUUCCUUACCUCAAGUUCUUUAACGCCAUCAACGGCUUCCAGUUCAAGCCGUACAUUGACGGGAGAUUUGUAACGCAACCUCCAUCAAUCUCCAUCGCAAAAGGUCAGAUUGCGGAUGUCGCCCUCAUUAUGGGAUCCAAUACGGACGAGGGCACAGCCGAAUUCUUCACACCUAGAGGAACCCUCAAUAACGAUAGCGACAUUGCGUCUCUCGUGGCUCAUCUCGCCAAUGGCCUCAGUGACGAGAUUGUCUCCAACGUCCUCCGCCUCUAUCCCGAUGAUCCCAUCCAGGGCUGUCCCUUUGGCACCGGCCCCGAGCGUUUCGCAGACCAGGGCGUCCAGUACAAGCGCGGCGCUGCAAUCACUGGCGAUCUGAACAUCCACGCCGGUCGUCGUGCCUAUGCCGUGAGCCAUAGCCAGCGCAGCAAGCACCCGAUUUACACGUACCGCUUCGACCAGGCGCCGUGGGACAUGAAAGAGGUCGACGUCACCACCACCGCGCCUGUGUUUGUCACGCACUACAGUGAGAUUGUCCAUGUAUUCGACAAUCCGGAUAAGAAUGUCAACUGGAUUGGGCCGUAUCCGAUUCUGUCGGAGUUGGCCAACUACGUGUCCCGCUCUUGGGUGUCGUUCAUUCACGACCAGACCCCGAAUAAUCACGGUCUUCAGAAUAAGCCGGUCUGGCCAAGAUAUGAUGCCUCAAAGCCGCAAAAUAUCGUCUUCAGGGCUGGUGCUAGCUGGAUCGAAAAGGAUGACUGGCGAAAGGAGCAGUUGGCAUACUGGAGCACCAUCUGGUCGGAGGUGAUGACAUAG